This is a messenger RNA of Leguminivora glycinivorella, 1568 nucleotides long. RefSeq lists its product as uncharacterized. Gene Ontology annotation, biological process: sensory perception of taste. The record is from RefSeq and is a predicted model, not a curated record. The transcript has 5 exons. The coding region runs from base 1 to 810 and encodes 269 amino acids. Gene Ontology annotation, cellular component: membrane. Lineage: Eukaryota; Metazoa; Arthropoda; Insecta; Lepidoptera; Tortricidae.
AUGAUUACCCGUUUCAAAAAAUAUUUAAGAUAUAAUUAUGAUCGAAACGUUGUUGAGGUUUUCAAGCCGCUUUACAUGUUGCUGUCAGUGACGGGGUUGUUUCCCUACGCCGUGGAGUUCCCGAGAGGAAGACGCGACACCACAAUAACACGGAAAUCAUUGAUUAAAGUGUACAACCAGCUGAUAUUCUCCACGGUGCCCGACGCCAUACCCAGCCUGGUGGUCGCGUUUUAUAGCGCCAUGGUGCUGUUGGUGGUUUGUUUAUUGAAAAAUAUUGAAGAACAUUGUCAAAUGAUAGUCAGCACCGAUCGAGUGAGAACAGCGUUCGCCACAAAUAGUUCUGAAAGUAUUGACAGAAGAGUGACUUGUGGCGGAUUGGGAAAAGAUUGGGUUCGUGUUGACAAUUUGGAGCAAGUUUACGUAAAGGUGUUGGAGAUAAAACAGGACAUAAACAACGCGUUCCAAGCGCCUAUAUCUCUGAUCAUCAUCCAAUGCUUCCACGGCCUCCUGAGCGAGUCGCACGCGCUGUACAGCCGCCUCGUCGUGGACAUGAGCUUCGACGCCCACCUGCUGGUGGAACAGACCUUCUUGGCCACCAAGAUCGGUCAAGCAUUGCACAAUAUUCCGACGGCAAAUCAGAACAAUCGACUUUUAAUGGAGAUACAACACUUUGCCACUCUGAUGUCGUUCCGUAAACCCGUAGUGACCGUUUACGACUACUUCUCAUUGGACGCAACUUUGCUAUUCAGCAAGGUGGCAUCUGCUGCAAUGUAUUUAGUGAUUUUGGUACAGUUCGACAAACCUGAAUAAUUUGUAGACAAAUCGUGCUCAAAAUUCAACCAAACAAUGAAAUACACGGCAUUACUUCGUCACGAUUAUGUACAAUAAAUAAUAUUUUGCGAGAAUCUUUUAACUUAAGACUUCUUAUUUCCUAAUGAUGGACAAAACACCACUUGAACUGUCAAAAGCAGCUAAUAAAGGAAUAAGCUAAGCUUUAAUAAAGGAAUUCAAACCGUAUUUAUGACAAUUUUAAUUCACAGCUUUUACAUUUGCAACAUAUACGUGUGUGUGUUACCAACAAGUGGACUUUUUUAAAGGAACGUAAUCUUACAUAACUUAACCACGCCCUAAUUAAUUAAUCAUUUACAUGUUGACUUUAUAAACUUUCUAAAUGUUUUUGUAUUGCCAGCAAUGUACAUACUUGUCAAGUGAGGGCAAUGACAUGCAGUGACAGCUCAUAAGUUUAGUAUGAGCGAUGUGAGUAUUUGACAAUCAAGAAGUGCACGAGUUACAUUGAAUAUUGGGAUUUCGGAAAAUUACUUUUUCAGUUAAUUUAAAUAACUAUGAUUUGGUGGUUAUUAUUGGUUUUAAUAAAGGUCCAGGUGCUGAUAACACACUGUAUGUUUACGCAAACAUUCACAGCUUUUACUUACUUGCUUUUUAUUGUAGGUACAAUACAAAUAAAUGAAUAACCUAACCACAAAAUUAAAAUUUUGAAAAAACCCCGACCGCGACAUAGUGGCCGAUUUUCAUGAAACAUGUCUAAGAACACUCCCGACUAACUCAGC